Anoplopoma fimbria (sablefish) is the source of this 1743-nucleotide messenger RNA. RefSeq names its product EBF transcription factor 2 (gene ebf2). The transcript has 15 exons. The record is from RefSeq and is a predicted model, not a curated record. The coding region runs from base 1 to 1743 and encodes 580 amino acids. Gene Ontology annotation, molecular function: RNA polymerase II cis-regulatory region sequence-specific DNA binding; DNA-binding transcription factor activity, RNA polymerase II-specific. Gene Ontology annotation, biological process: regulation of transcription by RNA polymerase II. NCBI's taxonomy places the organism in Eukaryota, Metazoa, Chordata, Actinopteri, Perciformes, Anoplopomatidae.
AUGUUCGGGAUCCAGGAGCAUCUGAUGCGAGAAGUGAGCGGAUUAAAAGAGAGAAGUCUUGGAGAGGAGAUGGAUCCGAUCCGGUCGUGGGUGCGUAAUGUCGGGGUUGUGGAUGCGAACGUAGCGGCGCAAAGUGGAGUAGCCUUGUCAAGAGCUCAUUUUGAGAAGCAGCCGCCCUCAAAUCUCCGCAAGUCCAACUUCUUCCACUUUGUCCUGGCGCUCUAUGACAGACACGGCCAACCUGUGGAGGUGGAGAGGACUGCCUUUGUGGACUUUGUUGAACAUGACAAGGAGCAGACGGGAGAAAAGACAAACAACGGCACUCACUACAAGCUUCAGCUCCUCUACAGCAACGGAGUUCGCACGGAGCAGGAUCUUUAUGCACGACUUAUUGACUCUGUCACUAAACAGCCCAUAUCAUAUGAAGGACAAAACAAGAAUCCAGAAAUGUGCAGAGUUCUGCUCACACACGAGGUUAUGUGCAGCCGCUGUUGUGAGAAGAAAAGUUGUGGCAACCGAAACGAGACGCCCUCUGACCCAGUCAUCAUUGACAGGUUUUUCUUGAAGUUUUUCCUAAAAUGUAACCAGAAUUGUCUGAAGACAGCGGGAAACCCGAGGGACAUGAGGAGAUUUCAGGUGGUCUUGUCCAGCACUGUGAGUGUAGACGGCCACGUCCUAGCAGUGUCUGACAACAUGUUCGUCCACAACAACUCAAAACACGGCCGGAGGGCCCGCAGACUGGAGCCAGGCGAGUCCGUCGAGAAUUCUAUGGAAUAUGCCACCCCGUGUAUCAAAGCCAUCAGUCCCAGUGAGGGCUGGACCACCGGCGGGGCGAUGGUCAUCGUCAUCGGGGAGAACUUCUUUGACGGCCUGCAGGUGGUGUUUGGUAGCAUGCUGGUGUGGAGUGAGCUGAUCACGCCACACGCUAUCCGUGUCCAGACGCCUCCUCGACACAUCCCCGGUGUGGUGGAGGUCACACUGUCUUAUAAAUCGAAACAAUUCUGCAAGGGAGCGCCUGGGCGCUUCAUCUACACAGCCCUAAAUGAGCCAACUAUAGACUACGGUUUCCAGCGCCUUCAAAAGGUUGUUCCUCGACAUCCUGGUGACCCAGAGAAACUAGCCAAGGAGAUCCUUCUAAAGAGAGCAGCAGAUCUUGUGGAGGCCCUCUAUGGAAAUCCACACAGUAAUCAGGACAUGCUGCUGAAACGUGCGGCGGACAUCGCAGAGGCGCUCUACAGUGUUCCCCGUCCUCACAGUCAGCUGCAGGCUCUGCCUAGCUCACCAGCCCACGGCAGUGUCAUGGGCCUGGGCUCAUAUCCUUCUCAGUUGGGCGUCAGCAUCGGGGAGCAUGGACAGAGCAGCCAAGGUUACAUUAGAAAUUCCAGCAGUUUGUCUCCAAGGGGAUACCCAUCAGCCUCUACUCCCCAGCAGUCAAGCUACGGCGGCGGCGGAGGGAUGACUGGAGGCUAUGGGACAGUUCCCAUGACCAGUCUAGGAGUACCUGGCUCUCCUGGUUUCAGCAGUGCCUCCCCAACAGGCUCUCCCUACAUUAUGCCCUCCAGCCCCACUAUACCAGGGAGCUCCAGCUCUUCAUCGUCUCUCUUGCCUUUCUCCUCCUUCCCGUCUGCUGCUAAACAGAAGAGUGCUUUUGCUCCCGUCCUCAGGCCCCAGGGCUCUCCCUCCCCUGCCUGCCCCGCCUCAGGGGGAACAGCUUCAGAGGUAGCCAUCCAAGUCACUAUCUGA